AUGCGGCCUCUGAUCCUGCUGUGGGGCUGUCUGGUGCUCCCUGGUUAUGAAGCCCUGGAGGGCCCAAAGGAGAUCAGCGGAUUUGAAGGUGACACUGUGUCCCUGCAGUGCACCUACAGCAAUGAGCUGAGGGAGAACAGGAAAUACUGGCGCAAGGAGGGCUGGCUCCUCUUCUCCCACUGCUCUGGCACUAUCUAUGUGGGAGCAGAUGGCCAGGAGACAACAGAGGGCAGGGUGUCCAUCCGUGACAGCCUCCAAGAGCUCCAGUUCACCGUGACCUUGAGGGACCUCACCCUGCAGGAUGCCGGGGAGUACCGGUGUGGAGUCCAAAGACUGGGCCUCGAUGAGACAUUCCUGGUCUCUCUGCUUGUCUCUCCAGAUGUGCUGGAGGGAGAUUGCCGUGGGUUGGGGACCAGAUGGGAAUCCUGGGGAGUAAAGAAGACCCCCUUCCUGCUGUCAGAGCCGUACCUGAGCCUCCUGCGGCUGGGCUAG
This is a messenger RNA of Cynocephalus volans (Philippine flying lemur), 492 nucleotides long. RefSeq names its product CMRF35-like molecule 9. NCBI's taxonomy places the organism in Eukaryota, Metazoa, Chordata, Mammalia, Dermoptera, Cynocephalidae. Gene Ontology annotation, molecular function: transmembrane signaling receptor activity. The record is from RefSeq and is a predicted model, not a curated record. The coding region runs from base 1 to 492 and encodes 163 amino acids. Gene Ontology annotation, cellular component: plasma membrane. The transcript is spliced from 3 exons.